This is a messenger RNA of Rubroshorea leprosula, 2171 nucleotides long. NCBI's taxonomy places the organism in Eukaryota, Viridiplantae, Streptophyta, Magnoliopsida, Malvales, Dipterocarpaceae. The record is from the annotation of a GenBank genome assembly.
GGGUCAACAGAAACUUAGGCCUAAAGCUUUGAGCCUAUUAAUUUACUCAUCAAAGUCGAAUCCGCAGUCCGUUCAUCUCGUAAUACAACCGAGUCAUGCCAAAUCCCGGCGACAUUGUUCGCGUUCCGGCGGGACAUCCCGGCGCUGGACCUUCUGUCCGUCAAGAGUCGAUGGGGGACGCCGACGCUCGGCUUCCGCUCCUGAACCUUGCCACGGUCCGAACAAGAAUGGAUUCUCUUCAGAGCUUCCUAUCGCAAUCGGUAAACAGCAAUACUCUAUUACCCAGGGAUCAGAUGGAUAUGGUGUCCUCCGAGAUCGCCUCCGCCAUCCAGCAGAUCAUAGUCAACGGCGCCGCCCUCCUCUCUUGCGCUCAGAAGAUGUCCGGCCUGCCUGAUUUAGGGAUGAGUUCCGCGCCCAUUUUGGGGUCGGGAUCGGAUUUGAUGUUAACAAAGAAGGAAAAUGAUAACGAUUAUGAGGAUGAAGGUAAUGACGAGGAGCACGAGGAGGACUGCGAAAUAGUGGAGCUAGAUGCGGUGGAGCUGUUGGCGGAGCACAUUCAUCUUUGCGAAAUUUGUGGGAAGGGAUUCAAGAGAGAUGCGAAUCUGAGGAUGCACAUGAGGGCACACGGGAAUCAGUACAAGACGCCGGAAGCGCUUGCGAAGAAGGGCGGGAACAAAUGGGAACAAUCAUUGACUUCGCUCGGCCGGAAAACGCGGUUCUCGUGCCCUUACGAGGGUUGCAACAGGAACCAGAAGCAUAAGAGGUUUAGGCCGCUGAAGUCUGUGAUUUGUGUGAGGAAUCAUUUCAAGAGGAGCCAUUGUCCCAAGAUGUACUCUUGCAAUCAGUGCCACAAGAAGAGCUUCUCUGUGCUGGCGGAUUUGAAGAAUCAUUUGAAGCAUUGCGGUGGGGAGGAGAAGAAAUGGAAGUGCAGUUGCGGGAAUAGCUUCUCGAGGAAGGAUAAGCUCUUCGGGCACAUGGCGUUGUUUGAAGGGCAUAUGCCAGCGGUUGGAGAUGAUGAGGAGGAGGAGAAGUCAAAGGGUGUGGCAGCCAUGGAAGAGGAUGAAGAAAGGGAAUUGGAAUUGGGGGAGGACUGUUUGGAAGAAGGGUUUUUUGAUGGAUUGCUCAAUGGUUUUGACUCAAUGGAGAACUUCUGUUUGCAGGACGUGUUGGAUUCAGCUCCAAAUGUGUUGUGACAUGUGUAUGGAAUGAUCAGGUAUAUUUCAUACUUGAUCUUUAUGUAUUUGUUAUUGGGUAUACUCUGUAUUCUUUGGUGUUAAUUUUACUAAUAAUUUUCUGUUUUUGUAAUAUUUAAUCGGAUGCUGUUUAGCAGUUUUAGUUUCCAUUAAUAAAGUUUGCAACUUUACAUUAUGUUUUUCAUUUAACAAGGUAAAAAUCAAUCCAUCACUGAUAAAUCUAAAAGCAUAAAGUUUUUCAUUUGAUGCUUUCACUUGUGGAUUAUAUUGGUAUGUUUCAGGUCAAAUCGCCUUGACAUUAAGGAUUGUAAUGUGUGGUUAUAUUUGGCCAGUUGGGUUAAUUGUUAUGUCUGAGUAAGAGAAAGUAUGGAUUAACUUUUUGUACUCCAAAUUGUACUCCAAAUUGUCUGGAUGAAGGCAUCUAGUUGUAAUUGUAGAAUUAUGUUAAUGCCCUUAUACCAUUACUACUUUGUAGUUUGUACUAUAGCAUUUUAGCUAACUGGUUUUGAUACAUAAGUAGCAGGCUUCUGAGUUUGGUUUCAUCAUAUAUGUAAAGAGAAGCAGAAGAAAGAACACGAGGAUAUGAUCAAGUUUGGGUUCUCUAUGACCCAAUUCAAUCUGUUAAAGUGCUCCGUGUAGGGCAUUGAACCAUGAUUGAGGAUUGCAACAGAAAGGAAUCUGAGGGCCCAUUUGAUACAAAGUAUUAAGCAUGGAAUUUCGGAGAAUAUAGCUACCUUCUAGGAGACGAUAUAACGGAGUUGUUGGAGUUUGCCAUGAAAAACUGGCUCAAUGGAGAAUGUUGUUGGAGAUGGUGGGGCGAUGCUUAAGGUCAAUAACAAAAGUUGUCGUAGCCAUGCUAAGCCUGCUGUAGUACUAAGAACUGCAAAGAGAUUCAGGAAGGGAAAGGCUUUUUAUGCAUUUCAUUCUUCUUGAUUUGUUCUUUGGGUUUUUCAAUUGUGAAUUCCCAUAUUUCGUUGU